GAGAAGCGUCGCGUAGUUUAGUCAGUCGCGUCCCAAUGAAAACGAUGUUGAAAUUGCACAAUUAUCUACGAUAGAUCACGCCGCAGAUUAACGCAUCACGCUCGUCAUUUCGCUGCAACCUAUGUUGACUAACAUUGCGAAGAUAGACACCGCAUCUGCGAGGAAACUGAGCUCUGGGCAGGUUGUAGUGGAUCUCGCUGGCGCGGUGAAGGAGCUCCUGGAAAAUGCCCUGGAUGCCGGUGCGACGUCGAUCGAGUUGCGGAUCAACGAUGACGGGGGGGGCGCAGAGAUUGAGUGCGCGGAUAAUGGGCAUGGUAUAGCGCCGCGCGACUUUGCUCUCGUCGCCGCGCGGUCGGCGACGUCAAAGUUGGUUAACUUUGAGGAAUUACGGACUGUGCAGAGUUUUGGAUUUCGUGGCGAGGCGCUCGCUUCUCUGCGCGAGCUCGCGGGGGAAGUCCUCGUCGUCACGCGAACGUCUGCCGACGCCGUGGGCGCGCGUCUGAGCUUCCAGCGGGACGGUAUCCUUAAGAGCUCAACUCCGCACGCACGAAGUGUCGGCACGACUGUCACGGUGCGCGGGCUCUUCGAUUGUGCUCCUGUUCGUCGCGCUGAUCUUGCGCGGCGCUGGAAGUGGCACGUUAGUCGCGCACUCCGCACAGUCCAAGCGCACGCGCUCGUCGCCGUUGGUUGCCGCCUGCGACUCACCCUCGUCAGCGGCGGUGGCGCCACGCGGCGGACAGCAAUCGCCGUGCAAGCGCCGAGGUCGCUGCGCGAGAGCGCUUCAGCGCUCUUUGGACACGCGUUCGCCCGAUCGCUCGAGGAGGUCAGCUUCGAUCUUAGGGGAGGUGAGGACUGCUCCUUGGCUGUCAUUGGCCUCAUGUCGCGUGCUGGUGGCUUCGAUGCGCCAGGGCCGAGAGGCGGCGGGGGUGAUCGCCAGUUCCUCUUUGUCAACGGAAGGCCCAUUGACGCACCUCGCGUGUCUCGGUGCAUCGGCGAUGUGUGGCGGAGUGUCGAGGGCGAUCGGCGCGGUCGUCCAGCCUUCGUCCUUGACAUUCGCGUCCCUCCAAGCGCCGUAGACGUCAACGUUUCCCCAGACAAGCGUGAUGUCGUUCUGGACGACGAAACUGGGCUUGUUGCCGCACUGCGUAUCGCUCUCCAUGACCUCUGGGAGCCAUCGCGCGGGAGCUUUGCAGGUGGCAGGUCCCUCGCACCGCACGUCGCGCCGAGUACCACGCCCGAUACGGAAGCCCCCUGCUCCUUGGUGCUCCCCAUUGCGGUCCCAUCAUGUGUUACCAGCACUGCCACUGCCACAAAUGCUCCUGCGAGGGAAGCAAUGCUCGUUGUACCACCAACGCUGCGCCCGACGCAACGCAACAGCGACACGAUCGCGGUCGCGCAAGUCAUAGCGCUUUCCCCAUGGCAGGCCGCAAGAGCUCACAUUGAUUGGAACUGCGCCGUGGCACCAGCGCGGCUGCACGCUUCUUCGGUAUUCGGCACCCUCGCGGUGCAGUCGCGCUGUGGCCAUGGCCACCGGACCGUACAGAUUGAUCGACGUCCGGGCGGCAACGUGCCAACCGCAGCGCUAGCCAAGACCGAUUUCAGUGCCAUGGAGGCGCUCGGUCAAUUUAAUCUUGGCUUUCUCGUGUGUCGCCUCGGCGAUCACCUGUUCCUCGUCGAUCAACACGCAGCGGACGAAAAAUUCCGCUAUGAGGCGCUCUGGCGCGACACUCGCGUUGACACACAGCCACUCCUGGCACCCCUCAGCCUCGACCUCGGUGCCACGGAGGAGCUAGCGCUUCUUGAGCGCCGAUGCACCGUGGAACGCGUUGGCUUCCGCCUCGCCGUCAAUGACCUCGCACCCCCGGGACGACGCGUCGCCGUCAUCUCGGUCCCGAGUGCACGAGGCGCAACUUUUGGUGUGUCGGACAUCCGCGAGCUCAUCACCCUUCUCGACGAUGACGCCGCCCAUGACACGACACUACCCAAGCUCCCCAAGCUCCACACGCUCUUUGCAUCCAAAGCAUGUCGCGCCGCUGUGAUGAUCGGCACUCCGCUCAUCAAAACAAAGAUGACCCAGCUGCUCGACCACCUCGCAACCCUCCUGCAGCCCUGGAAUUGCCCCCACGGCCGCCCGACCACUCGCCACCUUGCCCACGUCCCCUCGCUCUUCACGCUGCACUCGCCCGCAGCGUAGUUCCGCUGAGUCUGUGGCGCCAGACGUACCAGUAGGGCCCCCUACCUUCAAGUUACCCGCCCAAGUUACCCCAGGAUACUACCAGGAUACUACUAGCGGAUACUACUAGUCCCGACUAGCCUACUGUGCGCUU
Aureococcus anophagefferens is the source of this 2327-nucleotide messenger RNA. RefSeq lists its product as hypothetical. Gene Ontology annotation, biological process: mismatch repair. The record is from RefSeq and is a predicted model, not a curated record. The transcript is spliced from 9 exons. Lineage: Eukaryota; Pelagophyceae; Pelagomonadales; Pelagomonadaceae. Bases 122 to 2194 code for a protein of 690 amino acids. Gene Ontology annotation, molecular function: ATP hydrolysis activity; ATP binding; mismatched DNA binding. Gene Ontology annotation, cellular component: MutLalpha complex.